UUACUGUGAGUUUGGUCUGUCUUUUCUUUUCUUUUCUUUCAGAUGAUAAAGGACAUAGGGACCAUGCUGAUCUUCAGAUGAAAGAAGACUUGCUUUAUUACGCUUCUACUCAUGACCCUCCGGCUCCGAUCUUCAUCAUUGCAUCUGAUAAGGAUUACGUGAAAGCGAUCGAAUGUUUACAGAAACACAACUAUCGAGUUCUUUGUUGCUUAACACACCUUCCAACGCUGGCCCUGAGAUCAAAGCUUUACCGAAUACCGAACAAUGGCCAGAUCUCCUCAAAGACCAAGACGCAUCUGAUGAUGCAGCCAUAGUUAGCGCUCUAGGCCUUUCCCCUCAAAGGAGACCUCUUUCACCGGUGCCUCAACCUCCUAAUGUUAAGGUUUUCUGGGAUCUGCUGACUAUCCACUUUUAGAGCUGCGCCAAAUAAAAGAAAACGUCCUUAAGGGAUUUGGAUUUAAUCAACGAAGCUCUCUCAGCCGCAGCACAGCAAACUGCAAGAACCCUCCGUCGAAACUAUGUUUUCCGUAUUCGCCGCCGCUGAGACAGGCAUCUUCUGGGACCUGGAUGCUUGCCCAAUCCCGGUGCAUCUCACUCCCGCGUCGAUCUCUGAUAGUUUCAAAUUAUGUCUCGGGAAUAGGGGUCUCCGUUGUAAGAAGAUGUCAAUCGUUGCUUAUUCAAUUGAGAUGGUGGAGAACGCACAAGACUUUGAAUCCGCCAAUAUCAAGCUUUUGCAAAAAGCUGAGAAAAAGCAUCAUGAGAUCCUUGUUGACGUUUAUGAUUGGAUAUUGAGUCAUCGUGGUCACCUAGCAAAUUUGAUGGUAAUCUCAGAUUUCGCCCAUACCUAUCUUAGGUACGAUACCUUUAAAGACCUCGGAGAGAAUGUUCUCUUGGCAUUUCCCGAUGACACAAUUGGAUGCCCAUGGCCACUUGGUAUUCCAAGUUCAGUUUGGCUCUGGUCUAGCCUUUCUUCUGGAGGGAGCCCUCUGAAUAUCCAGCAAAUCGGAAUCGCACAAGUUGGAAGUACGUCUCUUCUUCGUGACCUUGGAAAGAAAGCAACCACUCUGAAGAACCAAAUCGAAAUCCCACAAGUUGGAAGAAGUGACGAUACGUCACCUCUUCGUGACUCUACGACGACGGAGCAGAAGAAGCUUGGAAAGAAAGAAAAAGCUCUGAAAGUUUGAUGCUGUUUUUAUAAUUUAGGAAGUUUUACUAUAUAUAUAACCUUGUGGACUAUUUGCAUGAUGGCUUAUCCUCUGUUUCCUUUCUCAUCGUAUGUAUUCUCGAACAGAAGUUUCUACCUUUAUGUCGUGUUUCAAGUUCA
Messenger RNA from Camelina sativa (false flax), 1324 nucleotides. NCBI's taxonomy places the organism in Eukaryota, Viridiplantae, Streptophyta, Magnoliopsida, Brassicales, Brassicaceae. The record is from RefSeq and is a predicted model, not a curated record.